AUGCCGGACUUCAGCAAUUUAAUGUUGCUUCGGCUCGCCGCGCUCGAAUUGCUCCGCGCCGCCGACCCUAACCUUUCACACUACUGCCUGCUGGUCUCCUGUGCGUCGCCGUGCAAAGAUAAACCGCGCCGCGUCGACGCGAGCGGACGCCCCACGCAGCGCUGACGGAUGGCUCGCCGAAAGGCCGGUUCUGCUUCGUGCCCGCGCCGUUCCUCGCGAUGAACGGAUGGAAAUCACAAUUCGACGCGCGUCGACGGUCGCUACGGGCGCUACGGUCUCUACUAUUGAUCCGACGUCGACGGCGUGCUGGAGCCAUCGCGUCGGCCGCCACGCCAUCGACGCGACGUCGUCGCGAGUCGCGACGUGCUCUCGCGCAGGUCCUCAUGGUGUACCAGGCCGUCGACUUCCUCUCGCGCCUGGCCAAGGCGCGGCCCCACGUGCUCGGCGGCGGCGGCGAGGCGGCGCUCCAGGCGUUCUUCCCGAACCGCGUCCCCGUCGCCUGGGACAUCCGCGCCUGGCCGCCGCAGUUCCCGCCGCUGAUGGCGGGCUGGAUCGACACGGUCAUGCGGCGCCGCGAGCAGCUCGGCGAGCCGCUCCGCCGGACGCUCGUGUCCAUGGUCGAGCAGGCCGAGGCCGACGCGACGACGCCCGACGCGGAGAUCCCGCGGAUCCUCAUGCAGUUCGCCCAGUCCCUGCCCGACCGCGCGCACGACAUCUACCAGGACAAGGACGCGCCGAUCGCGUGGAACGACGUCGCGGACGCGGCGACGAUCGCUGCUCUGCAGAUGCCCGACGGCUUCGGCUCCGGCGACGUCUUCCCGAGCUCGGUCUCCGUCGCGCGCUCGGUCGCGGCCUCCUUCGUCGCGGCGCGGGCCGGAUCGAGGGGCUAG
This is a messenger RNA of Pelagomonas calceolata, 890 nucleotides long. NCBI's taxonomy places the organism in Eukaryota, Pelagophyceae, Pelagomonadales, Pelagomonadaceae. The record is from the annotation of a GenBank genome assembly.